Messenger RNA from Akanthomyces muscarius, 1710 nucleotides. RefSeq lists its product as uncharacterized. Gene Ontology annotation, cellular component: membrane. Lineage: Eukaryota; Fungi; Ascomycota; Sordariomycetes; Hypocreales; Cordycipitaceae. The record is from RefSeq and is a predicted model, not a curated record. Gene Ontology annotation, molecular function: carbohydrate:proton symporter activity. The coding region runs from base 1 to 1710 and encodes 569 amino acids. The transcript is spliced from 3 exons. Gene Ontology annotation, biological process: carbohydrate transport; transmembrane transport.
AUGGCGAUUGCCAUGCGCUGGCAUAAGCCCGACAAUGUCGCAGGCUCAUCAGCCCCGGCCAUCAUGGUCGGCCUCUUUGUCGCUUCUGGUGGACUUUUGUUUGGUUACGACACUGGUGCGAUAAACGGCAUCCUCGCCAUGGACGAGUUCAAAAAUCAAUUCGCUACAAACUGCAGCGACCCCGGCCUCAACACUAAUCUUUGCCCAAGAGACUCUUCAAUAAUUGUCGCCAUUCUCAGCGCUGGAACUGCUCUCGGUGCCCUGGCCGCCGCUCCCUUCGGAGACUGGCUGGGACGUCGCAAAUCGCUCCUCCUCGGCGUCGCACUCUUCUGCGUUGGUGCGAUAUGCCAAGUCUGCGCUGAAUCCAUCCCUCUUCUCCUUGUUGGCCGAUUUCUUGCUGGUGUCGGCGUGGGCGCUGUCUCUGUGCUGGUCCCUAUGUAUCAAUCCGAAAUGGCGCCAAAAUGGAUCCGUGGUACACUCGUCUGCGCAUAUCAGUUCUCCAUCACCGUCGGUUUAUUAUCCGCUUCCAUCGUCAAUAUCAUAACCUCACGGAUCAAAAACUCAUCAUCAUAUCGCAUCCCUCUUGGGUUACAGCUGGUACCAGCCCUCAUCAUCACCGCUGGCCUCCUUGUCCUUCCUGAGACUCCCCGAUUCCUCGUCAAAAGGGGUCGUAAUGAGGAAGCCGGCAUAUCGCUCAGUCGAUUGCGUCGACUCGACAUCACUCACCCUGCUCUCAUCGAGGAGCUGCACGAAAUCAUAGCCAAUCAUCAAUACGAAAUGACCCUAGGUGACGACUCGUGGAAAGAGAUCUUUGUCGGCACGCCUCAUCUGGCCCGCCGUACUUUUACCGGCUGCGGCUUGCAAAUGCUUCAGCAACUCACUGGCAUCAACUUCAUCAUGUAUUAUAGCACGACUUUUUUCGGUGGUGCAGGAAUCGACAGCCCCUACGCCAAAUCCCUCAUUAUCCAAGUCAUCAACGUCGUUUCCACCUUACCCGGCCUUCUCGUCAUCGAGUCAUGGGGUCGGCGAAGGUUGUUGAUGACUGGUGCCAUCGGCAUGGCUGCCUGCCAACUUUUCAUUGCAGCAUUUACCACAGCGGCUGGCCAAGACCUGAAAGCUGCACAAUCAACUAUCCUCAUGGUAUUUUGCUCUCUCAACAUCUUCUUCUUUGCUUCCUCCUGGGGACCCGUAGUCUGGGUCGUCACCUCGGAAAUUUACCCCCUCAAAGUUCGAGCCAAGGCCAUGUCCAUCUCGACUGCGUCAAAUUGGUUGCUCAACUUUGGUAUUGCCUAUAGCACGCCUUUCAUGGUGGACGUUGGGCCUGGCAACGCUGGCUUCGGUCCCAAAAUCUUCUUCAUCUGGGGUGCCUUUUGCGUUUUUGCCGUCUUUUUCGUCUGGUUCAUGGUAUAUGAGACUAGCAAGAUCAGCCUCGAGCAGAUUGAUGAAAUGUACGAGCGAGUCGACCAUGCCUGGAACAGCAAGAAUUUCGAGCCCAGCUGGAGCUUUCAGCAGAUUGUGGAUGAGGGCUGGUCCCCCAGCGCCAUUCCACCUCCAGGGCAUGAGCUGCAUGCGACUGCCUCGCAAAUGAGCGCGGAGACUACGAUCAACGACACGAAUUCUUCUACCACUGCCCACGACACUGGUAACUCUUCAUCAGACGAAGACAAGGCCGUUAUGCCAACCAUGGCCAAUGUUGAUUUCAGCUAUUAA